GGUCUCAGGGCGGGAGGAGAUUAAAGCUGCUUCCCGAAGCUCGCCCCAGCCCAUGUCCCCCUCCGAUUUCCUGGACAAGCUCAUGGGACGAACCUCAGGGUAUGACGCCCGGAUCCGCCCCAACUUCAAAGGUCCACCCGUCAACGUGACAUGCAACAUCUUCAUCAACAGCUUCGGCUCCGUCACCGAGACCACCAUGGACUACCGGGUGAACGUCUUCCUGCGGCAGCAGUGGAACGACCCCCGCCUGGCUUACCGCGAGUACCCCGACGACUCCCUCGACCUCGACCCCUCCAUGCUGGACUCCAUCUGGAAGCCGGACUUGUUCUUCGCCAACGAGAAAGGGGCCAAUUUCCACGAGGUCACCACCGACAACAAGCUGCUGCGCAUCUUCAAGAACGGCAACGUGCUCUACAGCAUCAGGCUGACGCUGAUCCUGUCCUGCCCCAUGGACCUCAAGAACUUCCCCAUGGACAUCCAGACAUGCACCAUGCAGCUGGAGAGCUUUGGCUACACCAUGAAUGACCUCAUCUUCGAGUGGCUGGAGGAGCAGGAGGCUGUGCAAGUGGCAGAGGGCUUGACGCUCCCUCAGUUCAUCCUCAGGGAUGAGAAGGACCUGGGCUACUGCACCAAGCACUACAACACAGGCAAGUUCACCUGCAUCGAGGUGAAGUUCCACCUGGAGAGGCAGAUGGGUUACUACCUGAUCCAGAUGUAUAUCCCCAGCCUGCUCAUCGUCAUCCUCUCCUGGGUCUCCUUCUGGAUCAACAUGGAUGCGGCGCCCGCCCGGGUGGGCUUGGGCAUCACCACCGUGCUCACCAUGACCACGCAGAGCGCCGGCUCCCGUGCCUCCCUGCCCAAGGUUUCCUACGUGAAGGCCAUCGACAUCUGGAUGGCCGUGUGCCUGCUCUUCGUCUUUGCUGCCCUGCUGGAGUACGCGGCCGUCAACUUUGUCUCCCGCCAGCACAAGGAGUUCAUGCGCCUGCGCCGGCGCCAGCGGAGACAGAGGAUGGAGGAAGAGCUCGUCCGUGAGAGCCGCUUCUACUUGCGAGGCUACGGGCUGGGCCACUGCCUGCAGCCCAAGGAUGGGGCUGCGGAGGGUCCCAGCAUCUACAGCCCCCCCCCCCCGGCCGGGGUGCUGCUGCGGGAAGGGGAGAACCUCCACAGGCGCUACAUCGACCGGGCCAAGCGCAUCGACACCGUCUCCCGAGCCGUCUUCCCUUUCACCUUCCUGGUCUUCAACAUCUUCUACUGGGUGGUCUACAAAGUGCUGCGCUCGGAGGACAUCCACUCGGUGCCCUGAGGCCCGGAGAAAGCGUGAUGGCCGCUCAGUCUGACCCCCCCACAGUGACACAGGGUGCCACGAGCUCAGCCAGAACCAUGUUUCCCUCUGUCCCGGAGCAGCGGCACAGCCGGGCUGGGCCUCAGAGCCUGGAGACGUGGCAGCCCCCAUAUCCCUUUGGAUGCCGGGGCACCCAGGGGGGGAUCAGCGACCCCAGAUCCCCACAAUUAGCUGGAGAGAGGGACCCCUCCUGCAGGGUGUCACCCCCGGGUACCCAGGGAUGCUGUGCUGCUGGGGGAGCCCCAGGUCCCCAGGGAUGCUGCACCGCCGUGGGGCAGGGGGGAGCCCCUGGUGUUUUGGGACACUGCACAGCUGGUGGCCGGGGAACACCACCUUCCAGCCAAACACCCUCCACCCCUCUGCACCUUCCACUUUUCCACGCUGCAUCACCGAGCCCUUGGGCCACCAGCAGCCAGGCCAGAGGCUGCAGCCCUCUCUCCUCCCCUGGCCCGCAGCUCGGUUGCAGGAAAGAGCAAGCAGCACCCCUGCCUGCACCCAGACUGUGUGGGGUGCUGGCUACGGCCCCAUAGCCCCCAGGCCAGCAACGGACAGGGCCCCUACAGCCCCCCAACCAGCUCCAACGCACAGCAAAGCAGCCGGUCGGGGAUGCUUCCCUCCCUGCAGAGCCCAGGGCUGCCCGUGAUGCCCAUGGCCGCAGGCAGGACUGUGGCAGGGACGCUGGGCAGGAGGUACCCUUCCCUCUGAGGAAAUGCCAACCCCGGGGCAGGCAGCAGGUGAGCCCCAUCCUGCUGAUGGGGAGGGGGUUUCCCUCACCAUUGCACCACCUGCAAUCCCACCAUUGCAGCCACAGGUGGGAUCUGCUUGGCACUGAGGAGCUGGCACUGGACUACCUGCAGGGUAGGGUCCACAGCCCGUCUUCCAGGAGGGAUUUUUCAGGAUGAAAGUCGUGGGGACAGCUUGGCCGAUCCCUUCGGAGGAGCAGAGCGAGCGGUGGCAUCCCCAGGCUGCUGGGUUCCCAGGGCACAGCAGUGCCAGCAGAGAGCUGGAGGUGAAAAUCACCCUGUUCCCCAGCUUUCUCUCCACCCCGGAGCCCAGGCAUGGCGUCCCCCAGGGGGGGGUUCAACCCCCACUGCUCCUCCACCGGAGAGGAGAGCAUCCGAAACCUCAAGAGGACAAGCUCAGCAAGGCUUCCAGCCCUCCAGACCUGGAUAUCCUCCGUGCUUAGCAGGAAAUAAAAGCAGUAGGUGAUGUUUACGUAGGUCCUACAGAGA
Calidris pugnax (ruff) is the source of this 2574-nucleotide messenger RNA. RefSeq names its product glycine receptor subunit alpha-4. The record is from RefSeq and is a predicted model, not a curated record. NCBI's taxonomy places the organism in Eukaryota, Metazoa, Chordata, Aves, Charadriiformes, Scolopacidae. Gene Ontology annotation, molecular function: chloride channel activity; transmitter-gated monoatomic ion channel activity; glycine binding. The transcript is spliced from 8 exons. Gene Ontology annotation, biological process: chloride transmembrane transport; signal transduction; regulation of membrane potential. Bases 53 to 1303 code for a protein of 416 amino acids. Gene Ontology annotation, cellular component: neuron projection; plasma membrane; synapse.